Molecule: messenger RNA, 759 nt
Organism: Zingiber officinale
Lineage: Eukaryota; Viridiplantae; Streptophyta; Magnoliopsida; Zingiberales; Zingiberaceae
Exons: 2
Coding region: 1-759 (252 amino acids)
Source: RefSeq, a predicted model, not a curated record
AUGGAGGAUCUGAUAGUAAACUACAAUAAUAUUAUCACAAAGUUCACUGAGUACACAAGCGUGAAGAAGUUCGAAGUCGAUUUGAAACAAAAACAACUCGAAGUAGAGGAGAUUAAGGCAAAAGCUGCAUUGUCCAAAUCUAAAGCUAAGAAUCGUCGCUUGAAGUUGAAGGAGUACGAAAUAUUGAACAAAGACACCUCGGACGAUUUUGUACGAAGAAAAGGGUUGUCACCACUACAAAAAUGCACCGCCGUGAUUCGUCAACUGGCUUACGGAGUCCCUGCCGAUCAUCUUGACGAGUACCUACGUAUGAGUGAAUCAACUGCCAUCAGGUGUCUUUUCAAGUUUUGCGAAUACGUGGUUGAAAUAUUUGGUGAUAAGUACUUGAGAGGGCCAAAUGCUGAUGAUGUUCAACGUCUUCUUCAAAUGCAUGAUGAGAGACAUGACUUCCCUGGCAUGUUAGGUAGCCUUGAUUGUAUGCACUGGAAAUGGAAAAAUUGUCCAGUUGCUUGGAAAGGUCAAUUUACAAGGGGACAUGGGCCAACAACAAUCGUACUUGAAGCAGUCGCGUCUCAUGACUUGUGGAUAUGGCAUGCAUUUUUUGGGGUCUCCGGUUCAUGUAACGAUAUUAACGUGUUAUAUGAAUCAACCAUAUUCAACAACGUCUUGCAAGGAAAUAUGUCGGAGAUUAAUUUCACGAUGAACGACACUACAUAUACGAAGGGCUAUUAUCUAACAGAUGGAAUAUAUCCCGAAUGA